Baudoinia panamericana UAMH 10762 is the source of this 1917-nucleotide messenger RNA. RefSeq lists its product as uncharacterized. Lineage: Eukaryota; Fungi; Ascomycota; Dothideomycetes; Mycosphaerellales; Teratosphaeriaceae. Bases 41 to 1753 code for a protein of 570 amino acids. The transcript has 9 exons. The record is from RefSeq and is a predicted model, not a curated record.
UUCUCUGAGGCGGGCAAGUCGUGUUCGCUCCGUCUUCGAGAUGUUCUCUCCUUUUCCGUGUUCGCUUGCUUCUGCAAUCCUGCUCCUUCCUUGUGUCUUUGCAAGCGCAAUCGGAGAUGCCGGAAUACUGGGAGCUAGGCUGGUACUGGGCAUCACCACUGAGCCAUGCUGCGAGUGUGGCGAGUGCGAGACAGAGCCUAACCAGGCACUGGUGGUUGAAACAGUGUCAGUAUGCCGCGCCACGAGCAGCUUUACGCCAUACAGUUCUAGUGGCUCCACCUUCUACAUUUCGAGCUGUACUCCGAGCACCGUGUACUAUACGCAACCUACCUGGCACACGCAGAAUGUCACGGCCACCAUCACCCAGUAUAGUAAUGAAACAAUACUGUAUCCGACGCUCGCGGUGUCCACAGCUCUCACUACAGUUUCAGGAUCGGCGCAAAUAAAGACGAGCACGGCAACGGUGACGGCAUCAUACUAUGGCACGUCGACCAUAGUGACAACUUUGACAGUGACAUCGACGCCUCCGUAUUUGACAACGACCGCCAUAACAACGCAGACCGCUACGAUCACAGCCGUCGUGUCCGCUCUAUCUACGAUGACCGCAACCAGUACUCAAACAGUGAUCAUUACAACGACUCCGCCAGCUGUCACGUCGACAGCGACCGCAACGACCAUCGUUGUAGCGACGCAAACCGCAACAGAUUUGACCACGUAUCUCUCGACGGAGACAGUUACGUCAACGCAGACGUCAACGCAAUUACAGACUUAUACAUCCUCUAUUCUCUCGACUACGACGACUACCAGUACGGCGACAGUGACUGUUACCAAUACUCCAGCCGCAAUAACAACAACAGCCAUCGUGACGGAGACUGAAACGACUGUGCCUAGCGCCUUCUUAACGCAAACAGCAACAUCCGACAUAUACUCGACAGGCACAGCAACGGACACGCAGACAAUGACGACGACACUGAUCGACACCGUUACUGCAACCACGCAGCUCGCCGCAUCAACGUUGCCGCUGACUAUUAUCUAUACGAGUUCGGUGCCAGCAUCUACCGUGAUCUCCACGUUCAUCAGCACCAACAAUAUCUACGCAACGUCCACCAUCAUUCAGAUAAGUACAGUCACCGAUCUAGUAACAGUGACGAACACCGUUUCAAUGACAUCCGUCUCCACGGCGACGGUAACGCAGGCUACAUGCUCCACGGCCAGUACCAGCUCGAGCUCCAGCAUCUCCACAGCAUGGCCGAGCCCUACCGCUUGCGUUGCAGCGGCUCCACCGUACGGAAUGGGCCAGUGGUACAUCACUAGCGAUUAUGCUGUUGGUUCUUGCCUCACUUUCGUCGGAGGCGCGUCCGGCCUAGAUGGUGAGCAAGUCGUAAUGGCGAUCGAUACCAGCGGAAACUCUGGGACCGAUUGCGCGCCUUUUCAAUCCGUUGGGAAUGGACAGAUUGCCACCCUCAACACCCCCCACACAGCUUAUGAUUUCUACUCGGACCAGCCAUCGGACGAGGCUGGCGAUGGGCCGAUCACUUUCCACAGCGCAACAUACAACUGGCCAUACAGUACCUAUUCUGUACCACUACAAUUCUGCCUUCAACCCGACAAUUCCUUCGAGGUGACCAGCUUGAAUAACUGGGAGACGGAAGUCAUGUUGUGUCAAGAUGUGGUGUACCUGUAUUCUGCCGGUAAUAUACCUGGCGCGGGCUGUGUGCCGAUUACUCUGCAAUAUUCGACAUAUCCUCCUUAGUGUUGUCGAUGGGACAAGGAUGGAAGGCGCAUUGUUACAUCCGCUGUAGUUUAUGAGCCAACAAGCACUGCAUGGAGGUGUCGGUUUUCUGGUCGAGUCCCUCGCAGGUCGUAUUCGUGCAGCUUGUAAUAGCGAUACGCAAGCUUGCAUACUGCAUGUCAUUC